This is a messenger RNA of Calidris pugnax (ruff), 4982 nucleotides long. It is a transcript of the gene PDE3A, whose product is annotated as phosphodiesterase 3A. Gene Ontology annotation, molecular function: 3',5'-cyclic-AMP phosphodiesterase activity. NCBI's taxonomy places the organism in Eukaryota, Metazoa, Chordata, Aves, Charadriiformes, Scolopacidae. Gene Ontology annotation, cellular component: cytosol. Gene Ontology annotation, biological process: oocyte maturation; positive regulation of oocyte development. The record is from RefSeq and is a predicted model, not a curated record. The coding region runs from base 1 to 2469 and encodes 822 amino acids. The transcript is spliced from 15 exons.
AUGGGGCAUUCUGAAUGGGAUCACAAACGAGGACCCAGAGGCUCACAGUCUUCUGGUACCAGUAUCACAGUGGAUAUAGCUGUCAUGGGAGAAGCACAUGGGCUCAUUACGGACCUUCUCGCAGAUCCUUCGCUGCCCCCCAAUGUGUGUACUUCACUGAGAACAGUGAGCAACCUGCUUAAUACGCAGUUAACCUUUCAGGCCAUCCACAAGCCAAGGAUGAACCCUUUGGUGUCCUUCAGUGAGAACUACACCUGCUCUGACUCAGAGGAAUGUCCAGAGAAAGGAGAGAAACUGGCUAUUCCCAAGCGCUUACGGAGGAGUUUGCCCCCAGGACUGCUGAGACGAGUGUCCUCAACUUGGACCACAACAACAUCAGCCACAGGAUUACCUACCCUGGAGCCAGCUCCAGUAAGAAGGGAUCGCAGUGCCAGCAUCAAACCUCAUGAAUCAUCUUCAUCCAGCGCCGACUCCUGGAACAGCUCAAUUUUGAUGACAAUCACGAAGAGCAGGUCCUUCUCCACCUCCUACGCCAUGUCUUCAACCAACCACCUGAAUGCCAAAAGGCAGAGCCGGCAAGGUAUUCCGCCAAAUAUCUCUCCUCUCACCUCCCCGUGCCAUUCACCGAUUCAGGGGACACCUGCCACGAGUCCUACCGGAAAAACAUCCUCCGUGUCAUUUCCAGACUCUACAGAUACUGACACCAAGCAAGGCUUAAAGCCACACAAAGUCUUAACCUCUACUCAGAGUGCCCCUACCCUGUCAGACCCUAUUAUCAGCCCCUCUGUCAUCUGCAGCAGCUGUGGCAGACCCUAUAACCAAAUAGAAGCUGGUGAUGGGACACUAGAUAGAAAUGAUGGUACCACACACACCCUGAACAGAACAGACGAUCCCGCGCAAGCCACUUCUGACUAUGAGACCAACAACAGUGACAGCAGCGAUAUCGUACAGAACGAUGACGAGACAGAUUGCUCCAAGGAGCAGACGCGGAAGGGAUCCGUCUGUAGGACGUACGCGCCUGAAACCAUCAUUCUGCAUCCCUUGAUACCACCUGAGGACAAGCCCGUACUUGCUCCUGAGCCUCUGGUUAUGGACAACUUGGAUCCCUUGAUGGAGCAGCUAAAUAGUUGGAACUUCCCAAUCUUUGAUUUGGUGGAAAAAAUCGGAAAGAAAUGUGGUCGGAUUCUCAGUCAGGUAUCAUACAGGCUUUUUGAAGACAUGGGGCUGUUUGAGACUUUCAAGAUUCCAGUGAGGGAAUUUAUGAACUACUUUCAUGCCUUGGAAUGUGGAUACCGAGAGAUACCUUAUCACAACCGCAUCCAUGCAACUGAUGUCCUACAUGCUGUUUGGUACCUUACGACUCAGCCCAUCCCAGGACUCCCAACCGUCAUUAAUGAUCACGGCUCAGCCAGCGAUUCAGAUUCUGACAGUGGAAUCACUCAUGGCCAUAUGGGUUAUGUGUUUUCGAAGACAUACACACCUACAGAUGACAGCUAUGGAUGCCUAGCUGGCAACAUCCCUGCCCUUGAAUUGAUGGCUCUUUAUGUAGCUGCAGCCAUGCAUGAUUAUGAUCAUCCAGGAAGGACCAAUGCCUUUUUGGUAGCAACGAGCGCUCCUCAGGCAGUGCUGUACAACGACCGCUCCGUCCUGGAGAACCACCACGCCGCCGCUGCCUGGAACCUCUUCAUGUCGAGGCCAGAGUACAACUUCCUGGUCAACCUCGACCACGUGGAGUUCAAGCAUUUCCGCUUCCUCGUCAUUGAGGCAAUUUUGGCUACUGACCUGAAGAAACACUUCGAUUUCGUUGCCAAAUUCAAUGCCAAGGUGAAUGAUGAUGUUGGAAUUGACUGGACUAACGAGAACGACCGCUUGCUGGUUUGCCAAAUGUGCAUCAAACUGGCUGACAUAAACGGGCCUGCAAAGUGCAAAGAUUUGCAUCUGCAGUGGACAGAAGGCAUCGUCAAUGAGUUUUAUGAACAGGGUGAUGAAGAGGCUAGCCUGGGCUUGCCAAUCAGUCCUUUCAUGGAUCGCUCUGCCCCCCAACUGGCACACCUCCAGGAAUCUUUCAUCACUCACAUUGUGGGACCACUAUGUAACUCCUAUGACUCAGCGGGGCUGAUGCCAGGAAAAUGGAUAGAAGAUAGUGAUGAAUCAGGAGACACUGAUGAGCAUGAAGAGGAAGAAACAGCAGAAAUGGAAACUUGUGAAAACGCUGAAUCCAGAAAGAAGAAGUUCAAGAGGAGGAAAAUCUACUGUCAGAUCACCCAGCAUCUGCUUCAGAACCAUAAAAUGUGGAAGAAAGUGAUUGAGGAUGAGGAGAGGUUAGCCGGGACAGAGAAGCAAGGCGUGGAGCAAUCCACCCUGCACCAAUCUUCAGAACAAAUCCAGGCCAUCAGGGAAGAGGAGGAGGAGAAAGGGAAGCCCAAGAGGGAUGAAGAGGAGAACACAACUGUAGAACCGAACCAAUGACAAUAUUUACAGCAGUAUUUUAAGACAGAUUGACUCGUGCACAGACUCUUUCUCAAGCCAGCACAGCAUUUAGACACAACACUGUAGAAGUAUGGGAUAAUGCGCCUACAGCUGUUUAAUUUGUUUCUCUUUCCUUUUUAUGGUGAGGUACAUUGUUUAAACUCCUAUGCUCAAGGAAGCUUUCACACUGCGACACCGGCUUUUACAGACUUUCUUUUAAAAAGAUUUGGGGGUGGGUGAAAUUAUAUAAAUAUAUAUAUAGCCAGGGUUAUUGCCUGUGCACUUCAGCAAAAUACAUUUAAUGAUAUAUUAUGGUCACUGUGAUAUUUACAGAAGAAAGUUAUCUAAGGAAAUGCUGCUUCUAAAGCACAUUUGCAGUUAACAGUAAGGUACCAGUUAAGUAGCUUUUGCUCUUAAUGCUGAGGGAUAAAAGUUCCAAAGCUUUAUAUGAAUGCUGAUACGUCCUGCCAACAUACAUAUGGGUGCGUGUGCGGGGGUGUUUGCGAGUGUGAGUGGGUGCAAUGUAACAGAGCAUAGUUUGAGUUCUUAUUUAGACCAGCUGUAGCACGUGUCCCCAUACACGACGACAAACAGAAGGCCUGAAUUUUAGGGACUACGUGCCCACAGGGGAAGCAGAGACCAUUUUGAGGAGCUUUCUGCUCCCCAUAGUCCUCCUCCUCCGGCCGGUUUGCGCUCCAGCUGCAGGCCGCAGCCUUCCAGCGGGGGCCACGAGGCGAAAAGGGAUGUGCCAGGACAUCUGUGGUCCAAAGGGGGUUAUACGAGGGACAGUGUGGCCUGUUCCCCUCCAGAGGACCUGGCCCUCUGUGUACUUUUGAGUGUGUGGGGCAGCGUGUGUGUGUUUGGGCAGGAGAGAACAGGGAGCAAACGAGGGGCACGCUGUCCUCUCCCCACCCUAACCCUAGGCCUCCGUGCAGCGGUGGCCAAACACAGCAUUUCGGAGCGAAGCUAAACUGCCAUCUCUUGAGAGCAGAAGAAGGGGAGCGUGGGGGCCAUGCCUUUCCUCAGAAUAAAAGGCAAACGAUGCGUUAGGAGCAGGGUGGGGGACCGGUGCCCAUCCCGCAUCGGCCGGACACUGGUGUGUCCCACCAACCACUCACACGAGCUUCAGAGAACUUGGUUUUUCAGUGUGAGGUGCUGGAUGGGAGCAGUUUGUUGCUGGCAUCCUGCUUAGAAGCAGCAUGUUUGAUCCCACCGAUAUACUUACUUUUUUUUUUUUUUUUCUUUUUUGCUUUUAUUUUUUUUAAGAGAAAGGAAAAGAUCGGGCCUGUAAGAAGAGCAGAUCUUUUUUUGUUGUUGUUGUUGUUCUGUUUAUUUGUUUUCUCUGUUGUUUAUGCUGUGAGCCAAAUGUCUAUUUAAAAGGUUGGAUAUUCACUUUCAAUAUUUUAUUUCACGAUAUUAUAUUUGUCAAUGAUUAGCUAUCUAGAUGUAAAUAUGGAAAAAUUUUUAUGGGUUCCUGUAGAUAAUGAUAUCUUUAAGAGAAAAAAAAAAAGAAAAAGAAAAAAAGGGGAAAGUUUUUUUGUAAAGCUAAUUUUUUAAAAAAUAAAUACAAAAACAUUUUUAUACAGUGUAGCCAUUUCCAAACCCAGCAAACAAAGUCUUGAGUAAUUGGUGUAGACCUUUCUGGGAAGCCAGUGGUCUACAGGAUCAAGGCUUUAAAAUAUUAAUGCUCCUUGGGACUGGCAGCACUAACCAGUACCACACGAUUUAGAGUUUUGUUCCCACAAAAAGACGUAUAUAUAUAAAGUUCAGUAUCUCUCGAAAAUCAUUUGACUGCGUAUGCUUUUUAUAUUUUGAUCCUGCAGCCCCUUGCUAAGAAGAGGAUUGCUUGUGUAAGAAUGCUUGUGAAAGGAAGAGUUUGUAGGAGAAGUCCUUUCUAUAUCAAAUGUCUGACAUUGCAGCCAUCAGUUUUUGCUGUUGUUACGCAUUCACCAUAUUUCAUGGUGCAAUUGAUCCCUUCCCAAAAAUGUUGGAAAACUUUCUCUAUCAAAGCCAAGCAGCAAGUGUGUUGUCACUUCCGAGUUUCUUUUUUUUGCUUUGCAUUUCCUUUAGAGUGAACUUUUUCUGGAAAAUGGCAUUUUGGUUUCUUACAGAUUUCAUUUGCCUGAUGUCGUCCCAUCCUACUCUUACCAGAAUAGAAGGCGUUUGCCUUUCGACAGAGGGACUCUAGAGCGUGGCUCUGAAUGCUCUCUUACCAGCAGAAAUAUUUAAUAAGUGUUUUUCGAUGAAAUCAGAAAAGCAAAGUUCCAAAUUCCACUAUUAUUUCAGAGGGAAAAGAUCUAGUAGAAUUCAUUCAGAAGAAAAAAGAUGUCUCCAAGAUCUCAGCAAGGCUCCACCAAUUCCAGCUUGUUUUCACACCUCUUCAGUCACUUUGAUUAAUCAUUUUAUCUGGUGUUUUCUUGUACAAGUGAUCUGCAUACCUUAAAGCAUGAGAAGAAUUUAAUAUGCCUCAUUCUGUCCUUUAAAAAUUAAACUUGCAGAGAUGCUUUAAAAUA